AGCGGUUGCCGGGGCGACGGGCUGUGGCGGCGGCGCGGGCUUCGCGUUCGCUGGGGGUCGGGGGAACUGCGAGGGGGCCCCGCGAUGAGGCGCAGCCCUGACGGCGGGCGAUGGGGAGCGUUUCGGCCGAUGAAGCGGAGUUGCUUGGGCUGGUGAAAGAGUAUCUGGAUUUUGCUGAAUUUGAAGAAACAGUGAGAGUAUUUACAAAGGAAUGUAAAACAAAAGGGAAGCCCCUACCUAAACCAGCAGGUGUCUCGCCAAGAGAUUCACCAACCUUGCCUGUUCAGAAAGAUCUGCUUACAGCUUUUGAAAAUGGUGAGCAGAAAGUUUUCUUUCAGCUCUGGGAGGAGCAUAUUUCAUCUUCUAUUCAGGACGGUGAUCCAGUUGCUGAGAAGCUGGAGUUUUAUCUUCACGUACACUUUGCCACCUACCUUUUAAAACACUCCAUGGGAAAGCCUGACAAAGCUGAACUGGAGGAAAGGAUUUCUCAUUUUAAGGCAUACCUCGAAACAAAAGGAGCUGCACUGAGCCAGACUACAGAGUUUCUUCCCUUUUAUGCUUUACCUUUUGUUCCAAACCCCAUGGUCCAUCCUUCGUUUAAAGAACUUUUCCAGGAUUCUUGGACAUUGGAUUUAAGGACAAGAUUGGAAAAGUUCCUGUCUCUGACUCUCAAAGCGAGACAGACUCCCCGGCUUCUCACUCUAUUUAAGGAGAAUGGACAGUGCAACAAAGAAAUGUUACAACGUCUUCAUCAACAGUUAGUAGAAUCUGAACACAGGACCAUGACCUACUUGAAACGGUUUAACAAGAUGCGGGCAGACUACCAUAACCUCAUUGGAGUCACCGCAGAGCUGGUGGAUUCCUUGGAGGCCACAGUCAAUGGCAAGUUGAUCACACCAGAGUAUCUUCAAAGUGUUUGUGUUCGCUUGUUUAGCAAUCAGAUGAGACAAAGUGUAGCACAGAGUAUUGACUUCACCAGGCCAGGAACGGGAUAUUACUCUAUGAGCCCUUGUGAUGACGGAUAUGCUUCCACAAUGUUAAGAGCAUCUUUAGCCCCUGUGAAGGUGCAGGAUGUGCCAUUGUUGCCCUCUUUGGAUUAUGAGAAGCUGAAGAAGGAUUUGGUUACAGGGAAUGAUCGUCUCAAGGCCUUCUUAUUGCAAGCUCUGCGCUGGCGGUUGACUACGUCAUAUCCUGGAGAGCAGAGAGACACUGUCCUGCAAGCCUAUAUCAGUAAUGACCUCCUAGACUGCCACAGCAACUGUCAGAGAAGUAUCCUCAAAUUAUUGCAUUCUAAGAGUGAGGUAGUCAGACAGUAUAUGGCCAGGCUCAUCAAUGCUUGUGCUUCACUGGCAGAAGGUCGUGUCUACCUUUCUCAGAACCCAGUGUUGCUGCAAAUGCUGGAGGAGAGACUGAAAGCUGAAGACAAGGAUUCCCUUACAUGGGAGAAUGUUCUGGGGGCUCUGCAGAAAUUCAGCCUCAGACGUGCACUGCAGUCGGCAAUGAUCAAAGAUGGGCUCAUUUUCUGGCUGCUUGAUGCUCUAACAGAUACAGAUUGCCUGUCUGAUUACGCUCUGCAGUAUUCUGUUUCCUUGCUCAUGAAUCUUUGUCUGCGGAGCGCAGGGAAGAAAAUGUGUGCAAGUAUUGCAAACGAUGUGCUCAAAGUUCUCACUGAUCUUCUUGGCCAUGAAAAUCAUGAGAUACAACCAUAUGUGAAUGGAGCGCUGUACAGCAUUCUUACUGUCCCUUCUGUCCGAGAAGAAGCCAGAGCAAUGGGAAUGAAAGAAAUUCUGCACUGCUUUAUCAAGGAAGGAAAUAGAGAGAUGAUCCGACAGAUUGAAUUUGUUAUCAAGCAGCUCGAUUCAGAAGAGCCAUUAAAUGAUAGUAUUGUGUCUGAUGAUGAAGAGGAAGAGGAAGAUGAGGAAGACCAUGACAUCAUGGAGCCUGAUCUGGACAAAGAUGAAGUUUUGCAACCUCAAAUGGGAGAGCUUGCAGGAGAGAAGCUGCUAACAACCGAGUACUUAGGAAUAAUGACUCAUACUCCAAAAACCAAGAAGAAGCUGUUUCCUGGUGUCCAUCAGAGUGUAGAUGAGCCUCUCCAGAGACCUGUGACGCCAGGUUAUCACAGAACUGCAUGCAUAAUGGCAGAAAAUGACACCAACUCUUGUCAUGACAGCGAUGAGAAGGUGCAGUCUCUGCCGAGUGGUCAUCCUCCCAUUUGUGGUAGGAGCAGGUCCAGCAUUUCUGAUCUCUGCGAUUCCCUUUCAUCAGUUGAAAUGAAGCCCUCUGAAGUAUUCUCAGCAGGCCACAGAAUGGACCAAACCAUCCCAGCUGGUGACAACGACUUGUCUUCCCGAUCUACUGACUUCACCCAGGACAAAGUAUAUGGGCAGUCUCACAGUGAAUUUAUCUCGGCCUUCACCAGCAAACCCAAGAUCCCUCGCACUCCUGAAAUGCAGAGUGGCAGCCCUAGAAAGGGAAAUAUCCCAUCCAUUGCCCCCCAGUUCUCUCAGUCUGGACCCCAACAAACAAGCCAUUCCAGUUCUUCAGGAUCAUCCACAAGAAGCAGACAGAGCAGCCAGUCCUACAGGAAGUGAGAACAGCUCCUUUCCUCGAAAAUCACCUGUCACAUUGUCGAAGGACAGAGCUAGCUUCCUGUAAUGAGCUCUACUGGCAACCUACUGAGAAGAGAGUGAGGUUACUGACACUGCAUGGCAUACGCCUCACACAGUGUUUCAGGGAUUAUCUGAUGGGAUGCAUCUGUUGUCGUCUCUAAAGCUGGCCAAGACAAGGGCCUUGUUGUUACAAUUCAAGGGCUCAGCAGCAGCCCAGGACUGAUAUGGGAGAUGGAUAUAUUCCCAGCUUCUCUGAUAGUUUACUCUAAAGUGGCAUUGCCACCCUGAGAAGAAACUCUUGCUCCCUGUCUUCUCUGUCAGAGUAAAUGGCCUUUGGAGGCCUUAUAGGCCUUAUAGGGCUCAGCAUAGGAGCCUGACCAAGCAGCUGUCUUGUUUGCAUAUUGCUUGCUGAACUCACCUGCCAUUUGCUUUUUUUUUUUUUUAAUUAUGCCAUUUUGAAUGAGUUGGGGGAUAUCUGUGUUCAAAGAUCUGCACCAGGAGGGAAAAUACACACCAUAUGUGCAGAGCCUCACUGCCUGGAGCAGUCGUGUGAGAGUGUGAUCUGUGUUUGGCCACCAGAGACUGGAGGGAGAGUAUUUAUUUCAUUAGUUUCUGAUUGACCUGUGACAGUUGAAAAACAUUGUGGCCAUGCCCAAGGCAGCAUCCACGCUCAUCUCUGAGGAUCUGGUCAGCAGCUUUGUCUGCAGCAAUUACUUCUAUUCCUUCAUCCUACUUUUUUUUUCUUAAUGAUACUGUUUAGCAUUUGUGGAAUGAAUAAUCCAUUUUUUCCACUGGAAUGAAGAACUUUGUUUCUUCUUCCAUAGAAGAAACUGUGAACAAAUCAGAAGCAACUUUCUUUACUUAUGGCUGUGGGCAGUCUUCUUUGGUCUUUGUUGCUUUUUUACGUUCUUCACUUCUGAGCAAAGACUGGUUAUGUCUUCAUGGAAUUUGUGCUGGUCUUCAAUGAAUAUGAAGUGCUGGCUAGGCAAAAAUGAUCAGGAAGCCACUAAAUAAAAAGAGUAGUUAAUUGUUCCAUUGAAUUACAGAGCUAGUGCUGUUUAUUCUUUCUCUUGAAAAUAAAAGCCACCAGGAAACACGAAGGUCUUCACUGGGAGUUGGCUUUUCAGUGACAUCCCCUCAUGUGACACAGCUGUUUGGACAACAACUUUUCCAGAAAUGCCAUUUACUUUGGAACUAGGAUGCUGCUCAGACAGAAAUGCACACGCACAAAAAGCAAGGAGUGUAUGUGCCAUAGGCAGCUUCAAAAGCAAGUUCUUUAACAGGUACAAAAAGGGUAAGGCUUUUGGUUUUGAGUUUCACCUUAAGAAACAAACAAGGGGAACACAGCCUGAAAAGUAAAACAACUCUAAUAGUGACACUACCUCUUUUUAGAGUAUAAAGAGUUGUAAAGCCACCAGUCGUUUCCACAGGACCAGAACAAAGCUUUAUGCUUGUGCUAACACCUUGAAUUGUGCCUCUUGGUAUGUGGUGGCAACUAGGAGCCAAAGCCAUUUCCUUGUGUAUUCUAGUUGCUGUGAGACCUACCAAGACCAGUGACACUGUGUCAAGUCUUUGCAGAAAGGGGUCCUACAUACAAUUUCAUGUAACCUCUUUGGAUAAUAGAUUUCAAAUUUGAAUCAGGAUCGUUUGUAGGAAAAGACAUCCCUCAGUUUAAAAUUUAGUCAUUUACACAUGGGGAGUUAAUGUUUACUACUCAGUAACUUCAAGGUGUCCACAAUUCUAACACAAAGCAGGCAGAGUAUUGGUAUUGCUUUAACUCCGAAACUGCAUAAGAGAUAAAGUGAUUAUCAACAUUUUAUAGCCCCUGUUGCAUAGAGCUUCAUGCUAGAUGAAGAAAUCAUGGAAAAGCCUUGACUUGUGCUUAGAUUCAUUCACCACCUCUCAGAGCUGAUUAACACAACCAGUGGAAAAACGUCACCCGAUUCACAAAAGGGCAGUAGUGUAAAAUAGACAUAAAAACUAACCUAGUGGUUUUACAGGGUAGGCAACUUUUCUUUUUCCUUUGAGAUGUUUGCUGUCUUUUUUCCAGUAUGUAAUAUCAGUGGCCAAGUUGUUAACACUGAAGUGCUAAGCACGUGCAUUUGCAUAUAACACAGAAUGCACCAGCAGCUGAGUUUUAUUUAUUUUACAGCAGCGCUGCAUUUCAUGUUGGAGCAGACUUGAUUCUUUGAGGUGCAGAGCAGCUCUUGAAAAGUACAGACUUUUUUGGGGAGGGGGUGGGAACUUUACUGGCUUUACUGUUAGUUGAGGCUGAAAUUGUACCAGUCCUUAAAAUUUUGUCAGCUGAAGGAGGUGGCUAAGUGCCGCCAGCAGCCCAAGAUUAAUGAAAAAGAAAAAGCAUCUUGCAGAGCUGGACUGAAAGCAACAAGCUGUAGGAUAUGUGUUUGUGUGUUUGUUUCCUAGACCUAUUGCAAUGUAGAACUCUGUAUGCACAUUUUUCCACGUUCAGCUCUUUAAUAUUUUGGAGUGAGAGGAUAGAGCUGGAAAACUGAGAGUCUAUUUUUUAUAUUAAUGCUUGAGAAACUUAGUUUUCCAAAUACUGGAGAGAAACUAUGGAUAUGAUAUCAGCUGAGUAGUAACUUGAGAGGCUGACGAAGUAAUGUGUCCGGUUAUCUCUGUGUUGUUCACAAAAGCUCCUGUGAUGCCAGGCAGGUUUUGAAGCUGAUGAAAAAUCUUGAUUCUGCCUUUUUAUAGUAGGACACCACUGUUCGGGGUUGAAAGGUCUCUGGACAGAGGUAACAUUCACAUGGCAAAUUCUGCACCUCGUUCUUAAAAGUUGCUUGGUGCUUUCUGUGUACCCCACACAGAGGCUGCUGCUAGAUACACCACCACCCUGGUAAAUUUGCAAUGGAAGCAGUGGAAAUCACUGGCCAGAAUGAAGAGGGUGGAGUUGUGCUUAAAGGCUGCAAUUUUGUUUACAAAAAGCAAAUACAGUUAAUGCAUGCAACACACAGAUCUGCAAGGCAAGUUUUUUCUGGGACCAAAGCACUAUGUGGUGCUAAGCAUGCCUUUGGAAUAUAAAUUCUCCAUAUUCACAGUCUUCUAAGUGUUAAUUCAUUGUUUUUGUUAAUGGAGAGACGUAAACUGUGUAAGUCUGUUUAAAUUGGCAUGGAGGGCUCAU
Molecule: messenger RNA, 5754 nt
Organism: Cuculus canorus (common cuckoo)
Lineage: Eukaryota; Metazoa; Chordata; Aves; Cuculiformes; Cuculidae
Gene: ARMC9
Product: armadillo repeat containing 9
Exons: 26
Coding region: 111-2594 (827 amino acids)
Biological process (GO): cilium assembly
Cellular component (GO): ciliary tip; ciliary basal body; centriole
Molecular function (GO): protein binding
Source: RefSeq, a predicted model, not a curated record